Darwinula stevensoni is the source of this 1650-nucleotide messenger RNA. Lineage: Eukaryota; Metazoa; Arthropoda; Ostracoda; Podocopida; Darwinulidae. The record is from the annotation of a GenBank genome assembly.
AUUUUCUUCUUGCUUUCAGACUAAUGAUUUGGCUCAGUGAGCCAUGGAAUAAUGUGGGCACAAAGUUAAGUGUCAGUGAGAUGGGACUGAAAAAAACAUUGAGUUCUUGUAUUCAUUAGACCUAAGAUCAGCAACAGAGUUAUUCCUAGACCUACUUCACUUGGAAGUGGAAGGAGAAGUGUGUUCUCCAUGAAGAUGAGAGCUGCCUUCAUUGCAUUGGCUAGCCUGGGAUUGACAGCUAUUGUGAUUGGAAAUGCAUAUUAUCAGAAGAGCCAGUUUUAUCCCUCUGUUGUAUAUAUCACCAAGUCCAACCCCAGCAUGGCUGUCAUCUAUGUCCAGGCAUUUGUCAUUGUCAUUCUUCUUGGAAAAUUGAUGAGAAAACUAUUCUUUGGACAACUACGUGCAGUAGAAUUUGAACAUUUGAUGGAGAGGUCGUGGUAUGCAGUCACUGAAACCUGUCUGGCAUUUACUGUAUUUAGAGAUGAUUUCAGCCCCAAGUUUGUGGCCUUAUUCACACUGCUCCUUUUUCUGAAGUCAUUUCACUGGCUGGCAGAAGACCGAGUUGAUUACAUGGAGAGGAGCCCAGUGAUCACCUUCUUAUUCCAUGCUCGGGUUGUUGCCCUGCUACUGGUGCUCAUAGCUGCAGACAUGACAUUCAUCACCCAUUCCUACUACAGCACCAUCACAAAGGGCCCCUCAGUGCAGCUGGUCUUUGGGUUUGAGUAUGCCAUCCUCCUGACAAUCGCUCUCAGUACGAGCCUCAAGUAUAUCCUCCAUACAUCUGACAUGCAGAAUGAGAAUACUUGGGAGAACAAGGCAGUAUUUCUCCUCUAUUUGGAACUCAUUAUGGGGUUCAUCAAAGUGGUCCUAUACACUGUCUUUGUCAUGAUAAUGGUGAAAAUCCACACAUUCCCUCUGUUUGCAAUCAGACCCAUGUAUUUGACAGCCAGGUCAUUCAAACGAGCUCUGCACGACGUGGUCAUGUCUAGGCGUGCAAUCCGCAACAUGAACACGCUGUACCCAGAUGCCACACCUGAGGACCUGGCACAGACUGAUAACACCUGCAUCAUCUGCAGGGAAGACAUGAGUUCAGGUGGGAAUUAUCCCUCUAGUGAAGCUUGGAUGCGAUUCAGGUUUCCUCAACCUGGAUCAACUGGAUUCCAGCUUCCUUUUGCCGGUCUACCGCCCUUCCCGCCACCUUUCCCGUUCAUGGCCCCACCGCCCCCUCCGCUGCCCCCAGAGGGAUUCCAGGGUCUAGGCGAUGAGGAGCUGAGAGCGAUGGAGGGCUUGGAGCGGGAGAACGUGGAGGCGCGGAUCCGCUGCCUGCGCAAUAUCUCCACUCUCCUCGAUGCUGCUGUCCUUCAGAUGCAACAAUAUCAUUCUAUUGUUGCCCCAACCAUGACAGGUCUCAGGUCUGUGCUGAGUGCUUUGGUACCAGUCAUUGAUACCAGUGCUUCAAAAAAGAAAGGUUCAUACUUUAGGGAGAAGAGCGAGGAAGAGAAGAGGAGGGAGAAGGAGCUGGAGGAGGCAGAAGAACGGGAGCUGAUGGAAGCGUUCAUGCAAGCCCCGAACGCGGAUCCGCGGUUGGAAGAGAUCCGGCGUCGGAGGCUCCGCCGAUUCCAUCUCGGCAGACAAGAUCAGGAGGAUUGA